AUGCAAUCCCAGGAAGAUGAUGAGAAAGGUAAAAAGAUUGAGAAAGACAAGAAGACUGCUGAGGAAAUGAGACUACAAUCCUUAGAAACAUUUUCAGAAACCAAAAAGAGAAAAGCAGAAAAUAAUGAAGAUGAUGAGAGUUCAAAGGCCAAGAAGACAAGACGAUCAGGCUCAGAAACCCUGUUGUACCUGAAAGAAAAAGCAGAGAUUGAUAUGGAGUUCAAGAGGGAGGAGUUGGAAUUAAAGAAGAAAGAACAAGAAGAACAGUUUGAAGAACAGAUAGCAAUGAGGCAACAACAAAGUGAACUUUUGAAAUCACUCACUAAUAUGCAGCAAUCAAUGCAAUGCCAUAUGCAGCAAUCAAUGCAAUGCCAAAUGCAACAACAAGCUGAACUUCAGCAGCAGCAGAUGCAACAAAAUAAUCAAAUGAUGAUGAUGAUGAUGCAGAUGAUGCAAAGCACAAAAAAAAAUUAG
Molecule: messenger RNA, 474 nt
Organism: Dendronephthya gigantea
Lineage: Eukaryota; Metazoa; Cnidaria; Anthozoa; Malacalcyonacea; Nephtheidae
Product: transcription initiation factor TFIID subunit 12-like
Exons: 1
Coding region: 1-474 (157 amino acids)
Source: RefSeq, a predicted model, not a curated record